This is a messenger RNA of Ceutorhynchus assimilis (cabbage seed weevil), 799 nucleotides long. NCBI's taxonomy places the organism in Eukaryota, Metazoa, Arthropoda, Insecta, Coleoptera, Curculionidae. The record is from the annotation of a GenBank genome assembly.
AUGCUUAUUACAUUGCUGCUGUUAGCAAUUGCUCUGGCCCUGGUGAGAAGUACCAAAAUAGUAGGUGGCACCAGUGUUGACGUCAUAAACUACCCUUAUCAAGUAUCCAUGCAAUACCAAGGUCGACACAUUUGUGGCGGUUCGAUUUUAACCACCAAAUACGUCAUUACAGCUGCUCAUUGUACAGACAAAAUUUCGCCUUCACAACUAACAUUUCUUGCUGGGUCUUCGAUAAGAUCUCGCGGCCAACUAGUUAAAGCCAAAACUAUCAGGCAACAUCCAAAAUUCAACGUAAUUGACUAUGACGUCAGUGUAGCUGAGGUUGCACCCAAAUUCGUCUUCAAUAGACAACUAAAUAAUGUGGCAUUAGUUGCCAAAGAGCCUAUUCAAGGUUCGCAGGGCAAGGACAGCUGCCAAGGCGAUUCCGGAGGCCCCUUGGUCACCUUAAAAGACUCCAAACUGGCCGGAAUUGUUUCAUGGGGCUUCGGUUGCGGCAGAAGAAACUUCCCGGGGGUUUACACCAAUUUAAACAACAAAGAAAUACGUGAUUUCAUUAGACAAAUUACGGGAAUUUGAAUGUAUAUUUAGUUUGAAAUAAAGUUAAAUUGAAUUUUCUUAUCAGGUUUGGACCAGUUGGGUCUCAGAUGAUGCGCCUUUAACAAGGUAUUAAAUUACUAUAUGCGAACUUGAAAAAGUUUUCAAAAUUUCAACUUUCCAGUCACUUUAGUUUUUGAGUGAAAAAAUUGUUUGUAAAGUCUUACUUCAUAAAAUAUCAUUAUUUUCAAAAAAUCGUAACUCC